Molecule: messenger RNA, 4025 nt
Organism: Antechinus flavipes (yellow-footed antechinus)
Lineage: Eukaryota; Metazoa; Chordata; Mammalia; Dasyuromorphia; Dasyuridae
Gene: RASL10B
Product: RAS like family 10 member B
Exons: 4
Coding region: 887-1498 (203 amino acids)
Molecular function (GO): GTP binding; GTPase activity
Source: RefSeq, a predicted model, not a curated record
CCCGCGGGGCGCUGAUCAUGGGAGAAAACCCAGCCCCGGGCCAGGACGCUUCAGAGAACAGCCCAUCAUUCUCGCGGACCGUCUGGGCCCCGAGGAAGCCUUAGCAACAGCCAGCUCAGGCUCAGGGUCUCUGUCCCAGCUUUCUCCCUCCCACACCGCUCGCACACUUGGGCUGACCUGAUCCCACUAGGAUUGCCCUGCCCCCUGCCCCUACGAGUCUCUGUGUGUGGAAGCAGGGGGGCCAAGGCUGGGCUAAAAAAUUCCCACUGGGAUGAGAGGAGUAGAAAUGGGCAGGGGGAUUUGGGGAAGAGAUUCUUCCCCGUCCCCGCUACCCCUCCUCCCCCCCUCCCCAGAAAGAACCAAGAGGGGGAAAAAAGGUUGAAUGAGUAAAUGUGUCAGGCUUAGGGACCCAGCGGAAUCCCAGAUCAGGGUUUCCCCCCCCACCUUCCUGCCCGGCCCCCGCUCUCCUCCCUCCCUCCACUGCGAGCAACGCGGGCUCCGGAGGGAGAGAAGGGGCAGGAGAUUUAAAAAAAAAAUCCCGAAAACAGCCCCUCCUCUCAAAAUCCUCCUCCUCGUCUCUUUUCCUCCAUCCUUUCACCUGCCCUAUUUCAGCAGGUAGGGGGCGUCCCACCCCGCCCCUGCCCCCCAGGCCGGGGAGCCGGGGAGGGGACAGCGUCGGAUACAAGGGGGACCCCGACCCCGGGCCCAACGGGGCUGGGGGCAGCUAAGACGGCCCCGGGCCCGCCGGAAGCCGUGGAGCAGAGGCCGGCAGGGACAGCAAUGGUCGCUGUUGACGGUGGCUGAGCCCCCAGCCCCUGGAAUAUGCAGCCCGGGGGGUCCUCCGGAGGCAGCGGCGAGGACGCGGAGGCGGAGCGGGGCCGGAGGCAUGGUGUCCACCUAUCGGGUGGCCGUGCUGGGGGCGCGAGGCGUGGGCAAGAGCGCCAUCGUACGCCAGUUCCUUUACAACGAAUUCAGCGAGGUCUGCGUGCCCACCACCGCCCGCCGCCUCUACCUGCCCGCCGUGGUCAUGAACGGCCACGUGCACGACCUCCAGAUCCUCGACUUCCCGCCCAUCAGCGCCUUCCCUGUCAACACGUUGCAGGAGUGGGCAGAUGCUUGCUGCAGGGGGCUCCGGAGUGUCCACGCCUACAUCUUGGUCUACGACAUCUGCUGCUUUGACAGUUUUGAAUACGUAAAGACCAUCCGGCAGCAGAUCCUGGAGACGAGGGUGAUCGGCACCUCGGAGACGCCCAUCAUCAUCGUGGGGAACAAGCGGGACCUGCAGCGGGGGCGCGUCAUCCCGCGCUGGAACGUGUCGCACCUGGUGCGGAAGACGUGGAAGUGCGGUUACGUGGAGUGUUCGGCCAAGUACAACUGGCACAUCCUGCUGCUGUUCAGCGAGCUGCUCAAGAGUGUGGGCUGCGCGCGCUGCAAGCACGUGCACGCAGCCCUGCGCUUCCAGGGCGCCCUGCGCCGCAACCGCUGCACCAUCAUGUGACCCGCCCCCCCCCCGGGGGCCCGCGCUGAGGUUGCCGCUCCAGCCUGGGGAGGCGGGUCAGAGACGGGCGCAGCCGGCUGGGGGCGGCAGAGACCGGCAGGGGCCGGCUGGGGGCGGCAGGGGCCGGCAGGGGGCAGCAGGGCCUAGCAGGGCCUGCGUUCGGCCUGCCCAGCUCUCCCCUCCAAAGUGGCCCGUGAGGGACAGAGGCCAGCGCCCCUGCUGGGGGUGGAGGGAGGGUCCUCAGAGGUGCUGAAGGGGAUGAGGAAGAGGUUAGAACCCGCAGCCCAGCACAGGCCUGUCACCCGCCCUGACCCUCCAACACACACGUGUUUCCUCACUGCCCCUAUGGGAUCCCCCGUCCUUCGUGCCCUGACAUUUGUCUUCCUGGGACAGCCAUACUCUGCAGUGUAGCCUAUAAACGCGCUCCCUCCCAGAUCCCGCUGCCCUCCGGGAUUGGGGCCCAGGGUCGCAGGGGAGUCCUCCCCGGGGUGAGUCCGGGCCUAGGGCUGUCACAUGUCCCUGUUUCCGGCUCCAUUUCUGUCUGUCCCUCUUUCCUUGUGUGGAUGUCUGCCUUCCGUCCGUCCUUUUCACUGUCCCUUCCCAUAGGGCUCUCACUUCUUCCAUCUCCCUGCCUCAGGCCUGUGGGGGUCUGUGGGGGCACGGCACCAGAGGGGGUAAAGGGCGCAGAAACACAGACGGCCUCCCUGGGACCAGGGUUUGGGAUUGCAGUCCCAGGUCAGCAAGAGGGGAAGGGGCAGAAGCUCCAAACGUGAAGCUGCCCCCUCCCUUCCCUCUCCAGGUAGACUUUUCCCACCCAGCAGCCUCCAGAGACACAACUCACCUACCUUCCAGCCUUAACUUGAUGGCCUGGUACCUGUCAGGUACUCCCUCCCCUGACCCUCCAACCCCCAGAGCCAGAUCAACCUUUGGUUUGAAUAUUUUACUUUUAAUUAAUAGCCAGUUUGGAACCAAAAAAAAAAGAGGCAAAAAAAAUAACACGAUCAGGUUUCCCAUGGCGUCAAUUGCUCCAUUCCUUUGCCCUCCUCGAAUUGGGAUGUCUUCAUCCCCUGCAGGGCACGGAUGAUGGAUGGGACCGUCUCCCCAGGGUGGCUGGGCCCACGGCCAGGAGGCUCACCCGUGGGGGAGAGCGCGUCCCCCUCUCCUCCCCGACGGAAAGGGCAAAGGGGCAGGCCUCCCUCAGACCCCUGGCCACAGGCUCACUUUGCCCAGAUUCUCCCUGCUGUCUUUGCCCCUCCAAUCACUCAGCUCUUCCUAUCAAUCCCAGACAAGCAAAACUAGGACUUGAGAUAAGCAUGGGGAUCCCUCCUUCUCUCCCUCCCUUCUUCCCUCCCUAGAUUUGUCCCCAACCUCCCCUUGGGAUGGAGGUCUGUUUGGGAGCUCCCCUCCUCCCUCUGGCUGACCCUCUUUCCCCACUGCGGCCUCAGCCCUCUCCCCAUUUUUACCGGCUCCAUGGCCGGAUUUCUACCUCUUGUCACCGGAGCUCAUCACUGUCAGUUUUUUAGAAAUAACAAUAAUAAUGAUGAAAAUGACACUAAUAAUAAUGCAAGGGCUAGGAUGCUGGCUCUCAGAGCUGGGGGGGCACAGAGAGAGGGAGAGAGAAGUCUUCCUGUGUCCCCACAUACUCGCUGUCUCAUCUACCAAGGGGUAGGCCAUGUAAUAAGCUAAACCCCACAAAUCUUUGUUCAGUGAUAAAACAGUGGGAUGGCAUUUCUCCCAGGGUGUCUAAGUCGACGAUGCCUGAGAAUUCAGCUUGUAGGACAGAAGACAGAUUGGGUCCAAGGUGAGGUUAAAUGGGGUUGAGAUUGGGAAGGGUCCCGGGGAUUUGGAUAAGUUUAUCAUCAGGAUUGAGGGUAUUGGGAAGGGCUUGUGAUAUUGUUUCCCCAGCUGGUCCCCCAGUCUCCCCUAGAGAGUUAACACAGACUUGGAAUAGCCCUAACCCUGGAUGAUCCAGGACACUGGAAUUCUAGUCCUUGACAUGCUGUGUGAUGUUAGGCAAGUCGCUCUCCCUUUCUGAGCCUCCCUCUAAAACAGAGGAGAUGGCUCCCCUUCCCCACCCCUUCAGGUGGCUGGGAGGGUAAAUGAGAGUGCCUCAUAUUCUCCUUCCCGUGUACUACUGCCCCUUAUUCAGGGGCCCUGAAAUGGGCAGGAAAAGUGACAUCUUGGCUAUCCAUGUCACAUUCUAGCUCCAAUGUAUCUUCCCUGGAUGGGUGUGUCCUUGGAAAAGGGGGGAAGGGGGACCUAGGUCUUUGGUUUCCCUCCUCACACAUCCCCCCCCUUGGUGGAAGCUAUCCGAAUGUAUCACCUGACUGAUUCUCCCACCCCACCCCACCCCUUCUUUUUUUUUUUUGGCUUCUUUGGAUUUUUGGAUCCCUCUCCCCUUCCCUUCAGUCUCUCCCCUCUCCAGGGUUUCCGGCCAUAGGGUCUGGAAGUGUCUGUAAAGCCUGUUGCGCUGUUAUGGGAAGUCAGAUUAAAAAAAAAUCAGGGAACAUUUUCCCUUGUUUCUGUA